Messenger RNA from Ananas comosus (pineapple), 3138 nucleotides. RefSeq lists its product as uncharacterized. The transcript is spliced from 6 exons. Gene Ontology annotation, biological process: protein transport. Bases 296 to 2743 code for a protein of 815 amino acids. The record is from RefSeq and is a predicted model, not a curated record. Lineage: Eukaryota; Viridiplantae; Streptophyta; Magnoliopsida; Poales; Bromeliaceae.
CCUCCUAAAAGCUAAAGCUCACACCUCCCCAUACAAACUAUCUCACUCUCUCUCUCUCUCUCUCUCUCUCUCUCUCCACUUUUUUUCUCUCUCCACUUUUUUUGAGUGCUUUAAUGGUAGUCACAACUCCCCCACCCUUUCUCUUCUCCCACUCCACCAAAUAAAGCAAAGUAGAAGAUCAAGAAGAAGAGAGAGAGAGAGAGUUUUAGAGAGAGAGAGAGCUUUAGAGAGAGAAAGAUAGAGAGUUUUAGAGAGAGAGAGAGAGAGAGUUUUAGAGAGAGAGAGGGGGGGGGAAAUGUUUGAUAGCUUGUUGGGCUCCAAGUUUUCCAACAAAUGUAAGCAUGCGAUAAAAUGCAUAAAAGCUCGGUUGGAUCCGAUCAAGAAGAAGAAGCAGGCAAUGGUGAGGUUCCUGAAGAAGGAUGUCGCCGAUCUCGUCGCCGAUGGCCACCGCGACGUCGCAUUCGGAAGGAUCGAUGCACUUAUUGUGGAGAUAAAUCAAGCAUCCUGCUAUGACAUGAUUGAGCAAUUCUGUGAGGAUAUAUUGAAGCAGCUUCAGUGCCUGCGGAAGCAGAGGGAUUGCCCUCCAGAAGCGCUGGAAGCUGUAGCAACUCUAAUCUUUGCUGCCGCUAGAUUUCCCGAUCUGCCGGAAUUGUGUGAUCUCAGACAUGUUUUUAACGAGAGAUAUGGGAGUCACAUGGAAUCAUUUGUUAAGCAAGAGUUCAUUGAGAAGGUGCAGAAAAAGUCGUUUUCUGCCGAAAAGAAGUCGGAAGUUAUGCAAAAUAUUGCUCAAGAGUCCUCGACUAAAGUUGAUUCAAAGGCAUUCGAACGGAAAUCGUCUAAUCAGCCUGAAUCUAAAUACGAUCUGCCCAAAAGGUGUGCUACUUUUAGUUGUCGAAACGAAGCUUCGCCAAUGGCGCCCAGUCGGCAUAAGGAGGAUACUUCAUCAGAAGGGAUACGUAGGCCUACUCCUGCAGAUUUCGUGCAGAAACAAGAAGUGCGGAUCGAACUGAAGGAUAUUCACGUAAUUUCAGAUGUCAAAAUUAGCCAUUUACAAGAGAAAAGCCGGAGGCCUAUUGUUGCGGAACCGGAGAACAUCAAACCGGACUAUACUAGUUACACGCCGCCUUCACACAUCAACCUACAGAAUAAUCACAAAGAGAACCCGAGAGAGGAUUAUCGCACUAACUACACAGUUCCUUCAAUCAUCACUCCGAGGAAUUAUCUCAAAGAAACCCGGAGAGCAGACAGUCUUAAAGAAAAAAUCAUUAGGCCGCCGCAGGAUGGAGAAGGCUUUGCUCCUCGUGGCGCAGAGGAAGAAAGUGGUUCGGUCAAAUACGCUGGAUACAAAAUUAGCAAAAUGGUUCCUCCGUAUACUAAACCGAACGGAACUAAGAAAGAAGGCGAUGUUGAAAAGGAGAGCGACAAGAGCGUUGCAAAAGAUGAAUUGCGAGGGGCCCAGGAUGACCCUUGUUGGAACAGGAGAGCGAAAACCCAAGAGAUGGAUCGUGUCAGCAAAGUUGAUUCAGCGAGUUCGUUAAAUCAAAGAACUAUCAACAUGGUUCCUCCGUACACUAACCAGCGGAGAACGAUGAGUGAAAAGUAUGUCGAAGAAGAGAACGACAAACCUUUAUAUGAUGGAUCACCGAAUAUGUCGCCGAUUCGACCGGUGAAUUAUGCGAAAGCAGCUGAUAAGAUUCCUCCUUACGUGAAAUCAAAAUUCACCACCCAACCAAUGGAUAUUAUUAAUCAAACCGUUCAAAAAUUUUCUGGUUGUGAUGGGUCUACAGGCGCCGAAGAUAACAGCCCUUUGGAGAGAACAGAAUUUUAUACAACCGAAGGGGCUGCUACUUACGAUGAAAAGAUUGCUAGCCAAACACCGCGUAACAGAAGAAGGCAUGCAAGCAGGCGGAGCAGCGCUACCUACAGUGAUUAUUGCGGCGAGCAAGUACAACCUGACAAAAUGGAUAAUGCUUUCGAUUAUGGUGAGAUCUCUCAUCGAGUCCUGAGUGUUCAGAGAAGCCAUACAAGUAGGCGACAUAGCGUUACUUAUGAUGAUGGCUAUGAUGCGGGUGUUGUGGAAAGGAACCCCAGGAAAGUGGUUAGCGAAAUGGUUGAUGCUACUGUUUACGGCAAGUUCACUAAUCAAACCCCGCGUGGCCAAAGAAGCCAUACGAGUAGGCGGCAUUGCGUUACUUACGAUAACGGCCAUGAUGCGAAUGCGGCAGACAUGCAGCCCAAGAAAGUGGUUAGCGAAAUAUUUGGUGCUACUCACGAUUAUGACAAGUUCUCGACCCGAACUCCGCGUGGCCAAAGAAGACACACAAGUAGGAGGCACAAAGCGAGCUACGACAGCCAAUAUGAUGAGGAAGUUGUGGACAGGUAUCCGCAACCAGUGUUCGAUGAGACGGAUUACGCCGUCGAUUAUGGCAAGCUCUCAAGUCAAACCCCAGGAGGCCGAAGAAGACAUGGCGGGAGAGGGGCUUCCGCUUUUGACGACAACCGCGAUGACGAGGAAAGGGUGGUGGAUAAGCUGCUACUGCACUACAGCAGGAAAGGUCUGGCUGGUGAGCCUGUCAAAAUGAGAACAAGAAUCGAGCCAACCGAUUCGACCUAUCUGCCCGAAAGAAUCGCUUCUUUUCCAGCAGCAGGCAUCAACGGUCGUGAUCGGUGCACCCCGAGGCGGCUCGACUCCUUUAGUUCCCCCAGCGGGCAGCUUCAGCCAAAUUCGAAAGAGUACGUGUGACGAAUUGACCGCUCGGUUCAGUUCAGUUCAGUUCAUUUCGUCGAGGAAGUUAUAACAAAGUUUCACAGAAGGUGUCCAGCAUUUUUCACCAUUGAAGUCGUCCAUCUCGCUCCCAGAUUCGUAGUAUAAACACAAAGAUUGAUACCAUUUUCUGCAGGUUAAUUUCUCUCAGUUUGUUGCUUCAUCCUAGUUGAGAUUAUCAGAUACAUGAUUUGUUGAUGUAAUGUGAUGAAACCAUUGUUCCAGUUCUACUCUUUUUUUCUUUUUUUUUUUGUUGUCCCCUUAUUUGUCUAUUGUUUGUUUGUUGUGAUCAGGCAUGUGUACAUAUCAUUCAAACAGCAUAAUAUGUGUCAUGUAAUUUUUACAGCAUUAGUCUUAUGUUUUCUUUUACUUCA